CAGAGUCUCAAAGUGUGAACGUCUUAUAACAUUUUGGGACAUGACAGUGACGACCAGACUUCAGCGAUGACUCAGUACUUAAAACUCCUGUUAGACCUGCCUGUUGUAAUAGCUACAAUUUUUAUCGCUGGCAUAGGAGGCACGUUUCAGUAUGGAUUCUCUGUGUCUGUGUUGACUUCCCCUUCCGUUUUCAUAAUGGACUUGGUGAACGAAACGUGCGUGCAGAGGUACGGCGUCUCCUUGGAGUCGUGGCAGGUGUCUCUCAUCUUUUCCUUCAUUGUUUCCAUUUUCUGCAUCGGAGGGUUAGUGGGGUCGCUGGCGGCGAGUCCACUGGUGUCCAAAUAUGGCCGGAAAAGAUGCCUUUUGUUAAACAACUUUGUGGCUAUACUCGGAGCCUUGUUGAUGCUCCUGAGCCAAAAAGCGCUCUCCUUUGAGAUGAUCAUGGCGGCACGAAUUCUCUAUGGCAUCAAUUCAGGAGUCAGUCUCUGUGCUCACACCAUCUACCUCAUUGAAUGUGCGCCCAAGAGGCUGCGAGGAAUGGUGGGCGUCACCGUCGCUACCUUCAUCUCCUUUGGGAAGUUCUGCGGUCAGCUGCUGGGGAUCAGUGAAUUACUUGGUACAGCAGAGAGAUGGCCAUGGCUGCUCGGUUUCAACGGCUUCACGGCGUUACUUCAGCUCGCCACACUUCCCUUCCUUCCAGAGUCUCCCAGCUUCCUGCUCCUGAACAGAGGAGAUCGUCAGGCCUGUGAGAACGCUUUGAGGAAGCUGUGGGGCAACAAUGACUACACCAGGGAGAUGGACGAGAUGAUGAAAGAGAACGUUUCCAUGCAGAACGUCAGCAGCCGCUCACUGAUGGACCUGUUUCGGGACAAAAGUAUGCGCUGGCAGCUCAUCACCAUCAUCAUUACCUUCAUUGGACUGCAGCUCUGUGGCAUCAAUGCUGUGUACUUUUACUCUUUUGAUGUGUUUCGUGCAGCAGGAAUCCAGGAGCAGCAGUUACGUUACGCUGCUUUGGGGACAGGGCUGUGUGAGGUGACCGCCUCUUUUGCUUGUUUCUUGAUUAUCGAGAGCAUAGGGAAGAAGGUGCUGCUGUUCAGAGGAUACAUGAUUGUGUCUGUGAUGCUGGUUCUCAUCACCAUCACUCUGUCCCUACAAGAUUACGUCUUUUGGAUGCCAUACUGCAGCAUGGUCCUCAUUUUCUUAUUCAUUGUGUCUUUUUCUUCUGGACCAGCUGGAGUCAUAGCUCCUCUUCCAGGAGAAAUCUUAACUCAGUCUUAUAAAUCAGCUGGAUAUACACUGGCCUGCACUCUCAACUGGACAAGCCUGUUUUUGUUGGGGAUGGUCUUCCCUUUCAUUGUACGGUAUCUGGGUGCCUUCUGCUUCCUCAUAUUUCUGUUCUUCUGCAUGAUCUGUGGUCUGUACACGAGGUUCAAUGUUCCUGAGACCAAGAAUAAAACUGCACUGGAGAUCGCUGCAGAGUUUGAAAAGAUGCACACCAAAAAAUCCCCAGAACCAGACCUCAGUGUAAUCAAAAUAUGUGAGAGUAAACUCUGAUUCUAUUUAAAUAAACUGGCAAUCACGUGGCUGCAGGAAA
Solea solea (common sole) is the source of this 1594-nucleotide messenger RNA. RefSeq names its product solute carrier family 2 member 11, like (gene slc2a11l). Gene Ontology annotation, cellular component: membrane. Gene Ontology annotation, molecular function: hexose transmembrane transporter activity. Gene Ontology annotation, biological process: monosaccharide transmembrane transport. The coding region runs from base 67 to 1554 and encodes 495 amino acids. Lineage: Eukaryota; Metazoa; Chordata; Actinopteri; Pleuronectiformes; Soleidae. The record is from RefSeq and is a predicted model, not a curated record. The transcript is spliced from 12 exons.